CGAGUGACGACGAACGAACUGGGACCCGAGCGCGAUACCGGGUCGCUCAUCCGGGAGCCGCUUCGCCGCACCCAUCGCAUCGUGCCCGUGGCGGAAGACAGGGCCACCGCUCAAAAGAGACCGCGCUGCGCUUACGCUCCGUACUCGGCGGCCGCGUGCUGGCACGUUCAUUCAGCGCGGAGUCGGCCGACCAGCAGCGCCGGCGUCGUCGUUACACCGCGGGAACACCCUUCGGCGCUAACACACGGCAAACAGGCCACCAUGUCCGGCUACGGUGGGCCCUACGUGAUCUAUCCAAACUGGAAUGCCUACGCGGCGCACACGUUGGCUACCGCGCGGAACGCGCUUGAGGAACGCGAGCGGAGACUCAGCGAAGAAAGAGCACGCCGAGGAGAACACCAAGGCAAUGCCAUAAAGGUGGACGCCGUGGAGCUUUACUCCAAGGACAACGCCAAGCACCACCACACGGAAAUGUUCGACUCCCUGGAGCGGAGCGACCCGCCGCUCAUCAUACGCCGUGGUCAACCAUUUCUUCUAGCCAUCCGCUUCAAGCGUGAAUACCAGCCGGGAGUUGACGACGUCUCCCUCGACUUCAGCAUCGGUCCCAAGCCCGAGAUAAGCAAGGGGACCUCCGUGAGCCUGCGCGUGCCGGACACCAAGGGCGACUUCAGCCGGGCUCCGCAGAGCUGGGACGUGCGCCUGACGCACCACGACCGCGCCGUCAUCUGCGUCCAGGUGUUCGCUCCGGCCAACGUGAGCGUGGGCCUUUGGCGGGUGGCCGUGCUUAGCUGGUCGCGCGCCAAGCCGGAGGCCAAGGACAAGUACCGGCAUCCGUCCGACAUCUACGUUCUGUUCAAUCCGUGGUGCAAAGAUGACCUGGUGUACAUGGAUAACGAAGACUGGCGACGAGAGUACGUACUCAAUGAUGUUGGCAAGGUGUACGUGGGGUCCUCGAAGCAACCAUGGGGUCGGCACUGGAUUUUCGGUCAGUUUGAAGACAUUGUGCUGCCCACGUGCUCGCUCGUCCUGGACAAGUCCGAGCUCAGUCACGCCGCCAGGGCCGAUCCGGUGAAAGUGGUCCGCGCCAUCUCCGCAGUGGUGAACAGUAAUGACGAGGGAGGCAUCGUCACUGGCAACUGGUCUGGCAACUACGAAGGGGGCAUAUCGCCGUCGAUGUGGACCGGAAGUAGCGCAAUCCUCGAGCAAUACGUCAAAAAUGGUGGCACCUCCGUCAACUACGGGCAGUGUUGGGUCUUCGCUGCCGUCUGCAACACCGUGUGUCGUGCGCUCGGAAUCCCAUGCCGUCCGGUUACUUGUUUCGAGUCUGCUCACGACACAGACGAGACUCUUACCAUCGACCGUUACUUCGACGAGGAAGGCAAAGAAGUGGAGGGCCGCACCACGGAUUCCAUAUGGAAUUUCCACGUGUGGAACGAAGUGUGGAUGGCAAGGAAGGACCUCCCACCGGGCUACGGCGGAUGGCAGGUUAUUGACCCCACACCGCAGGAACGCAGCCGCGGCUUCUACCAACUCGGCCCGUGCUCAGUGAUGGCCGUCAAGAAGGGCGAGGUAGGCUACAACUACGACUCACGAUUCGUGUUCGCAGAGGUCAACGCCGACGUCAUCCACUGGAAAAGAGACCCCGCAAGUGACUUUGGUUGGUCUCGAAGCAUGACACUAACGUAUCAGGUGGGCCAGGCAUUGUUGACGAAGAAAGCAAACGUUCCGAUCCAGGAAGGCAUUGGAGAUGCCGAGGACAUCACGCACUAUUACAAGGACAAAGAAGGGUCGAAGGAAGAGCGUCGGACGGUGCUGAAGGCGGUGCGCCAGGGCGCGCUCGGCCCGCUGAUCGACCUGCCCGUCGAGCCGAAACAGGACGUUUCGCUGAAGAUGCGGGACAUCGAGAGCAUCAUGAUCGGCAAGCCGUUCACCGUGACCGUCAGCAUGCGCAACGAGAGCUGGGAGCAGCGCACUGUCUACACAGUGCUCUCCGCCUCGUCCGUCUACUACACGGGAAUCCUGGCGGGCAACAUCAAGCGCACCACGGGCACAUUCUUGCUCCGGCCGCAGCAAGAGGAGGUUUUGACAAUGACGGUGCAGCCCGAGGAGUACCUCAAUAAACUGGUGGACUUCGCAAUGGUGAAGAUAUACGUCUUUGGAAACGUCAAGGAGACAGGAGAAAAAUUGUCUGAUGAGGACGAUUUCACUAUCACGACGCCGAAGCUGGACAUACAGGUUGACGGACCAGUGAAGGUCGGCCAUCCAUGCAAAUUCGUAAUGAGCUUCACAAAUCCCCUGAACGUGCCCCUUCGGGACUGCGUAUUGGCCGUUGGAGGCACUGGCUUCACAAGCGCACCAUUCGUUCCCGUCCCGAACGUGGCACCGCGUGCAGAAUGGGUAUACCGGCAGACGCUCUUGCCCGUGAAGUCCGGACCGCGCAGCGUGGUGGCCGUCUUCAACUGCCGAGAGCUGUCCGAAAUUCCAGGUUCUGUGCAGAUGGUGGUCGAAGGGUCGCCCGCACCGACGUUCGGCGGCGCGCCGAAUCACGCAACUACAUGGCUGCCACGGUUUCACUGGGAGUAAUCGUCGGCGGAGACGCGCUUCCGCUCGUGAUGCCCAGACCGUGUUGUGUGUUAGAAGUGAGCCUUGUAAUGGCCAAUAAAUCGCGCGUGUUUGUCGUAUAUGACGCGA
Molecule: messenger RNA, 2691 nt
Organism: Dermacentor albipictus
Lineage: Eukaryota; Metazoa; Arthropoda; Arachnida; Ixodida; Ixodidae
Product: hemocyte protein-glutamine gamma-glutamyltransferase-like
Biological process (GO): peptide cross-linking
Molecular function (GO): protein-glutamine gamma-glutamyltransferase activity
Source: RefSeq, a predicted model, not a curated record